UUUUAAGGAAAAAUUCCCACUAAAUGAAUUUCAUUUGGGAUCCCUAUUCCCAUCAUAUGAAAUGCAUUUUGGGAAAUGCCAGUAUCUUAUUAGAGAUUUUAAUAUUCUUAAAGACCUUCAGAAUGCUUGGGGUUUUUUGCAACUCUAUCCUUCUUUGAAAUAUGAAACAGGCAUGAAAUGGGAUCCAGAAAAAAUUCAAUUUGGGUUACAGUCAUUGGGAUUGAGUGACUAUUCAAUUAGUAGAUUAUGUAAAAUUAUGCAAAGCUCUGUCUUAAUGUUAACUCCUGAUAUUCCUUGGAUAAUCAAGAAUUGAGUCUGAAAAACCUGCCUCAGAUGCAUACUAAUAAGCAUCCAAUAUUUGCCCCCAUGUGAUCUGGGGCAAGCCCCUUUAGCCUUAGACAAUUCUUUAAGGUUAAAGGGCAAGUCUCCCUGCUUAUUAAAUCGUAUGUUGGGAACUGAUUUUUCCAUUGCCUCAAACCACCUCCCCCAGCUCACCAGACCUGAAGUCAAUGGAAUGGUUCUUUGCAUAAACCAGUUUGGUUUGUGAAUUGGAGAAUGUAUAUAUUAUCAAGAGAUCAUUUCUCAGAAGCAGCAAAGAAUUGUAGUUUAAGACUUUACUCCGCAUCUUUGAUGCUUCUGUUUCCUUUGCUGCAAUUCUUGAUAUGUGGGAAGUGCUUCCACAGCCAUGGAUCAAAAGCAAAAAAAUAAUAUGAUGUUGCUUUUUUUCUUCUCCCAUGUGCUACACCUUCAUUGUGAAUGAAUUGUCCUGACACAGUCAUCUUGUGCAUCCUCCCAGAAUCCGUACACCCUACUGAGCCCUACAGCACUUAACCUGGAAGGGACACAUGCAUGUUGGUACUUUCUUCAAAGAAACUCUUUGAAGUGCAAACAUUUCCUUUCCUGAAAAGAAGGGAAAUUGAAAAUAAAACUUCUUGUUCCGUAGAGACAAUGUGCUCUUGGAUCAAAGAAGCUUAUAAAUGAGACUCAGGAUUUUGACCUUGAGAUAGGUGUAACUGACCCAAUAUCCACGGAUCUUAAGGAACACAUUGGGAUCUCUGAGUCUGAUUUGAUCAGUGCCAUGGGGUGCAAAGUAUUCCUCAAUUUUGGACAACAGCUCUUACGGCGGAAAGUUGUGGACUGCAGCCGAGAGCAGAGCCGCCUGUCUCGCUGCUUGAACACGUUUGAUUUGGUGGCUCUCGGCGUGGGCAGCACGCUCGGAGCAGGGGUCUAUGUGUUGGCUGGCGCGGUGGCCCGCAAGAAUGCCGGCCCUUCCAUUGUUAUCUCCUUCCUCAUUGCUGCCUUGGCCUCCGUCUUAGCAGGACUGUGUUACGGGGAGUUUGGUGCUAGGGUUCCAAAGACUGGCUCCGCUUACCUCUACAGCUACGUCACUGUGGGUGAGCUCUGGGCCUUCAUCACCGGCUGGAACUUAAUUCUCUCCUACAUCAUCGGUACCUCAAGUGUAGCAAGAGCAUGGAGUGCAACAUUUGAUGAACUGAUAGGCAAACCUAUUGGGGAUUUUUCCCGAACACAUAUGUCUUUGGAUACUCCUGGAUUAGCUGAAUACCCAGACAUAUUUUCUGUGAUUAUCAUUCUGAUUUUAACAGCGCUUUUAACUUUUGGCGUGAAAGAAUCAGCCAUGGUUAACAAAGUUUUCACUUGUAUCAAUGUUCUCGUCCUGGGCUUUGUAAUGGUGUCAGGCUUUGUGAAGGGAUCCAUGAAAAACUGGCAGCUUACCAAAGAAGAUAUAAUGAAUGCUACUGACAAUAUCUGUUUGAACAAUGAAACAUUAAGUGACAGUUCUAUUGGUACCGGCGGUUUUAUGCCCUUUGGAUUUGGUGGUGUCCUAUCUGGUGCAGCCACCUGCUUUUAUGCUUUUGUAGGAUUUGACUGCAUUGCAACCACAGGUGAAGAAGUAAAGAAUCCCCAGAAAGCUAUCCCUGUGGGAAUUGUUGCAUCCCUCUUGAUCUGCUUUGUGGCCUACUUUGGGGUAUCAGCUGCUCUCACACUCAUGAUGCCUUACUUCUGCCUGGAUGUGAAUAGCCCAUUGCCUGAUGCAUUUAAGCAUGUGGGCUGGGAAGGGGCAAAGUAUGCUGUAGCUGUUGGUUCCCUCUGUGCUCUUUCUACCAGUCUUUUAGGUUCUAUGUUUCCCAUGCCUCGAGUCAUUUAUGCAAUGGCUGAAGAUGGACUACUGUUUAAAUUUUUAGCCAAAGUCAGCGAAAGGACCAAAACUCCAAUUAUAGCAACAUUAACUUCUGGUGCCAUUGCUGCUGUGAUGGCCUUUCUUUUUGACCUGAAAGACUUGGUUGACCUGAUGUCUAUUGGAACUCUGCUAGCGUAUUCUUUGGUGGCAGCCUGUGUGCUGGUCUUACGGUACCAACCAGAGCAGCCUAACUUAGUGUAUCAGAUGGCCAGAACCACAGAAGAGCUAGACCUUGUGGAUCAGAACGAAGCAGUGAGCACCAGUGAUUCCCAAACGGGAUUUUUGCCAGAAAUGGAAAAAUGUUCUCUCAAAGCCAUAUUAUACCCAAAGAACUCAGAGCCUUCUAAACUCUCUGGGUUUAUUGUGAAUGUCUCAACCAGUCUUAUAGGGAUCCACAUUAUCAUCUUCUGCAUCAUUACUGUUCUUGCUAAAAAGGAACUCGAGCAGGGAACUACAUGGGUGAUUGUGGUCCUGAUGGCAUCUGUUUUCCUCUGUUUUAUCACCACCAUUCUCAUUUGGAGGCAGCCGGAGAGCAAAACCAAACUUUCAUUUAAGGUGCCCUUCUUACCAUUACUUCCUAUUUUGAGUAUUUUUGUGAAUGUCUACCUUAUGAUGCAGCUGGAUGGCGGUACCUGGCUCCGGUUUGCUGUGUGGAUGUUGAUAGGCUUCCUCAUUUACUUUGGCUACGGGCUGUGGCACAGCGAAGAGGCGUCCCUGGCGGCCGGCGCGGCGAGAACCCCAGACACCGGCUCGGAGCACUGCAAAUGAUCCCCGUGGCCCCGGGCCGCGCGGGGGGCGGCGGCUUUCUCCUCCUGGCAAGCAAAAACACGUCAGCGCGCCUCGCCUCCUCCCCGCCCCGCGGACCCCUCCCCACGCGGACCAAAAGGUGCAAUCGCUUGGGAGCCGCGGCCGGCCUUGGGGGCCAGCCCCGGGGAACACGGCCGCCCUCCGGCCCGCAGACAGGUUACCGACUGUUACAGGCGGGGGCUGCCGACUCCGGCUCCUUCUCCCCGCCCCUUUGCUCACCUCAGAAGAAAGCCUUUCCCGGCCCUAGCCAGGGCGAGCUGCCUGCGCAGAUUUGCCGCCAGUCUGCCCCAUGAAUUGGCGCCUUCCUCCUCCUGUUCCGAAUCCGAGUUUGAGAAGGCCGGGCUCUGUAGUGGUAGUUGAGCCUUGGGCUGUAAGCUGGGUACUGCAUUAUAAGCAAGGUUUCCCCUCAGCGAUGCCGAAUCCCGCCGGCCCCUAAUUUAGGAGGUGGGCGAGAAAAACUCGGGCUUUUUUUCCCCACGACCCACUUUCUUCGCCCUGUUCCUUCCAGAAAGAUCUGAAGCCCGCCUGUUCAGUCCUGUUCGCCCCCCAGCCCUCCUUUCCACCCCCACUCAUGCUUCUGUCACUGUGGUUGAAGCCAUCAGUCACAGUCCCCCGCCAUGAGGCUAACGUUUAACUGGCAGAGAUUUCCUUGGGAAUGGUCAAAGUGAAAUUACUAAGGGGAAGAUCACCGUCGGGCCUGCUUCUCAUGGACUGCUCUUGGAUGGCUUUUGGUGACUCCCUGAAGCAGGGAAAUGUCAAAAGGGAGCCUUAUUUUGAUGUUCUUCGUUGGUCCUGAAUCAUAUUGCUGUCUUCUGUUGACCUCUUUGAUGGAUGUCUCUAGGUUAUUGGGACAUCAGUUUGAAUCCAAGUGCCAGCUUCAAAUUAACACCAUUUUAUUAUUUUGGGGGUGAUGAUGAUAUACCACCCAAAUUUUUCUUAAACAUUUUAAGUCCCAGGUGGCUGUAUUGAUUUUUAAGCAUAUUAAGAUUUUGGCUUAAAGAAAUUGACAGUUUCCAUUGAUAAUUUUAUCCAAUAUCAAGAUUGAAUCCAAAGAGACAUUAGUGGGGGUGACCAUGAGCAUGACCAUGCUCACACUAGAUUGGUAAUUCAGUUCUGGAAUCACAUUUUUUUUUUUAACUUGGCCCUUUGGUCUGUAAUGAGUUAUUGACUACUGUGGUACCCAAGUUGGGUAUGUCUAUAAAGAUGAACACACUCAUGAACACACCCAAUCCGGGAGAUGGCCUAAGAGAUGAAUGUUCUAUAGUAUCCUGCAUUAUUGGAGUAUGUGAGGUGGGGGCUAACUUAUACCCAAAUGAUUUGGGUUCCUAUCAGAGCUACAUUGCCUGGAGGUAUGAAUUCAGUUUGUUUCUUCUGUUCCAAUGACUUGGGCUGCAAAAGUGUUGGAUCUAAGAGUCAAACUGGCUGCUGCAAAACUGGUGUUCCUACUUAAUGUGGGGACAGAGACCUAAUUCACAUUUAGGGAAGGGAUAUCUCUCUUCUCUUCCCCCUCCCCAUCCAUGUCCUGUUUUGUGCUUCUUAUGCCAGGUAUAGGUAGCUCAAGCAGCACUUAAUCAUCUUUGAUGUAACUUGAAUGCUGAGGAUUAUUUCAGUAUAUUUACCUCAAAAGAGGUAUUUUUUUAAAAAAACUAAUAAUUUGUGUUAAUGGGUUAAUGCCAUAGCUGGGCAACAUGGAAAGUAGAAAAAAAAAAUGACUUUUUAAUGCUUCAUUUCAAACUUUUCUUUCUGAUCAAAUCUUUAUUUAAAGGUAAGAACAAGACUUAAAAUUUCAUCAGUACAGGUAAAUCUUGAAUGAGGAUAUUUUCUCUAACGAUGCAGGUCAAUAGCUCAUCUGCUCCAUAGUGAUUUGCCUACCAUGUGUCCAAGGAAGGACUUAAAUUCUUUCUUCCUGGCUCUGGGAUCAUGUUUUCCUUUUUUUUUUUUCUUCCCCAUUUCAUAAACAACCAUUUAUAAGGCUAAAUGGCCAGAAAGAUGCCACAAGGGGCCUUGGAUUAUGGCGAGGUGGCCCCCAUUCUUUUAUCUUUGGUGUAUUAGAAAUAUGGAAACCAACAAAACCCUAUAGUGAUUGUCUUGCCUGGAUUUGCCCUAUAUUUCUACAGACAUGUGACAUAAAAGGGAAAUCCUCCUCUCCUUUCCAUUCCACUGUUUAUAUUGAGAUAAAAUUUGUGACUAUUCUUGGCAAAUUCUAGAUUUCCAAGAGAAAAAAAUUUAAAUUUACAUAGCUCUGGUGCUAUAAAAUAAUCUGAUUAAUUUUUUUUUUGUUGUUGGCUAUUUAAUAUCUGCUGUCUCUUUGGAACUGGUCAAAAGGUUCAUUUUCUUAAAAUUAUGUAUUGAGAAAAUGGAAGUAGUAAGAAGAAAACGUUUGGGGUAGAAAAUUUCACUUCCAUUUCUCGUUUUGGCAGAAAUUUUACUGAGGGUCCAGCCCUUGUUGACUAUAUUUAGCACUUCUCUCGUGAAUACCCAUUGUUCUUACAUUUCAGAGAACGUUUGUCUUCUUUCUCCCCAAAUUUUUCUUGGAGAACAAGUUCUUUGAGGAUUACUCUUUCUUCCCUUCCCUGUGCCUUAAAGUUUUAGUGAGAAAUAUGCAGGGGUUGAGAGAAAAAGAAGGGACCCUCAUUAUACCAACCUUCCUUUUCCAUUCAAAAGACUUUUUGUGUAAAUAGACUGUGUUGUCACUGUACAUUUUUAAGAUGAUAUUUUGUGUAGCUUGAGCUUUUUUUUCAAUGGACAAAGGAAUGAAGAGCUGAGAAGCAUUGGCUUAGUUUGGCCAGGAUUGGGCCUUCUUUUGUCACACUUUCCCAUUGCCCCAAUAUAUAUAUAUAGUAAGGAGACCAUGAAAACAAUUAUUUAAAAUCCCUUGAAUCUCUUUCCACAGGAAUUUUAGUAUGCAUUGCUUAGUCAUUUUUUUCCUCCCUAUUUUAGAUUUUUGUUAUAGUAGAGAAACUCUGGGGAACAAUAUAUGUGCUUUUAUCUGUGUAUGUAGCCAAUAAUUACUGUCUUUUGGAAAGACCCGUUUAGAUUGGUAAGAGCUGCUUCCUUCCUUCCCCGAUUCUCACCCCCAGCCUAUCUCUCUGUGCAUGUUUUACUUUCACUGAAAACAUAAAAUAAUUAAUUUAAAAGACAACAACUAUAUUUUCUUCCCCUUCAGUGACAGAAGAACAGCGUAGAAUGAUUAUAUUUCAGAGUCCUGUGGGGCAUGUCUUGGAGAUUGUGCUUGAAGAAGGGGAAUGUUUCAUUCUUUCCUUGGCAUCCCCAGGGGCUACUUACUGUGCUGCAGAGUUGGUGUUUAACAAAAUGUCAGUUGUCUUGAACUUUCAUGAAUGAUCUUAGCAUUCUUACUAUUUGAUGAUGCUUUGAAGCAAAGCAGAGAAUAAAAGAAUCGGUCUCAUUGUUGGGCACAAGACGAUGCAUCCCAACAAAAAAGGGCCGCAGGGUCUUGGAAUCUGAUGCCAAAAUGACAGGUUAGGGUUUUAGGUAUUGCUAGAUGUGUGCAAUAGAUUCACUCUGGAAGAUGAUCUGUUAACUUGCUCCAGGGGAGAGAAGUCUUCCUCACUUGAACACUUUUUUUUUUUCCAUUGGAGCAUCAUUAUUCACAAUCUAUAAAAACACUGCCCAUCUCUUGUCACCAAAGUAAUCUCAAUUUAUUGUGGAGUCAAGGGCGUGGGGCACUGUGAGAGAUUCUUGUCUCUUUAUUUUUUUAGGGCAAGUGGGAGGAGUUGUAGUUAGUAUUUAUAGGCAACAGGAACAGUGCCCUUCAGUCUCCCUGUGCACCUAAGAAGAUAAAAUGACUUGUGUAUAGGUUGUGUAUGUUACUGAUGUAUGUAAGUGAUGUAGAAAUUUGCUACUUAAAAAAUGGAAUAUAAAUAUAUAUUAUAAAUAAAUAAAAUUGCUGCGGGAAAAGGGGCAUUUAGGUAGAAGGCACUUGAUGGGGAGCAGGAAUUGUGCAUUUUACCUGAGUUGUUGCUGGAUUUGUUUUUUUAAUUUUUAAAAAUGCUUUAUUGAUCCAAUGGUGCAAGAAACCACCUCUGUAUCUCAUCACUGCAGAUAUAAUGCCUAUUGGACUUUGAAGGCAAAAAAAGGUCAACUGAGUUGUUACUAUAAUUCAAGGAUCUUCAGGAGAGAGAUGGUUGAUUACUUAUCUGGGAAUCACAUCAGGCAAAAAAAGAAAAAGAAAAAAAAAAGGUAGAAAGCAUUUUUCAUCAAAGUUUUCCUGCCAUGCCUUUGGGUAUUUAAAAGAAGCUACCUCCUUCGUUUCCCAGGAGCUUGAAUUCUCCAUAUUUGAUUUGCUUUCUGUGGAACUGGUAGUUUUGAAACCAGCCAGUCUGGGAAACCAACAAGAUUAAAAGACCUUGCCUGUUAAGUCCAAAUCGAAUUUCCUCAGGGUAUUAGCACCUGGCUUAGCCACCAGGAAGCAGGGCAAGAGUGAGAAGCUUUCAGAAUUGAUCUGAUUUUUCUUCCUUGAUGACAUAUAGAGUUUUAAGUUGAGACUUGUUUUUUCCAGAUGAAAAAUUAAUCUGGAUUCAGAGUUAAAAAGUUUCCUGCCUAAGUUGUGCCUUUUAGCUUGAAGAUUUUAAGGAGCACAAAGGAUGACGACAGUGUGAUUGGUUUAUUAUCAAACCUAUAGUAAACAUAUAUGGUCUCUUCAGUAAAUUUUCAUUUUUACUGAGAGGAGCUAUGAAAAGAGUUGUCGAAUUUUAAUUAUAUAUAUUGUAUAUUUUUUUUGCUUGUUCAAUGUACUAUUUUUCUAAUAACUUCUUAUAAUUGUGAUGAGAUUUUAAUUCUAAUACUAAAUGUAAAUCAAGUUGAUUUCAGCUGCUCUUUAGUUUGUCUAGUCUUUUUUUAAAAAGCUAAGUAUAGCCGUCACCUUUUUUUUAAAAAAUGAAAAUUGGCCCCUCUGAGUAGAGACCUUUCACAGUGACAACACUGUAGAUUUAAUCCUCUUCUUACCUAUUAUCCUCCCUUGUAAAAUCCAAUUCUUGUGGCACAGCAUAAAUGUGGUUUCCCAAUGCUAAUAAAUGAUGGUUGUUGUUUCA
Sarcophilus harrisii (Tasmanian devil) is the source of this 8058-nucleotide messenger RNA. RefSeq names its product solute carrier family 7 member 1 (gene SLC7A1). Lineage: Eukaryota; Metazoa; Chordata; Mammalia; Dasyuromorphia; Dasyuridae. Bases 1079 to 2968 code for a protein of 629 amino acids. Gene Ontology annotation, cellular component: plasma membrane. The record is from RefSeq and is a predicted model, not a curated record. The transcript is spliced from 12 exons. Gene Ontology annotation, molecular function: amino acid transmembrane transporter activity. Gene Ontology annotation, biological process: transmembrane transport; amino acid transport.